This is a messenger RNA of Dictyostelium purpureum, 447 nucleotides long. RefSeq lists its product as uncharacterized. The transcript has 2 exons. Bases 1 to 447 code for a protein of 148 amino acids. Lineage: Eukaryota; Evosea; Eumycetozoa; Dictyosteliales; Dictyosteliaceae. The record is from RefSeq and is a predicted model, not a curated record.
AUGAAAAAACAAUAUACCCCAAUAACCAAUAAUUUUUAUGUUAAACCAAAUAAUCAAUCCCCAUCACAUAUAUUUGGUUUAACAACUUCCCCAUCACAACUUGGACAAUUUCCACCACCAAAUUCAUCUGCUCCAUCCGCUAUUUCAUCAAAAACCUCAGAAGAAAAAGAAUGGAUAUUUGGUUCAAAAUAUUUGGAAAUAAUAAAAAAAAGGGAAAAAGAAGAAAAAGAAAGGGAAGAAAACCAAAAAUUAAUAAAAGACAAAAUGAAAGGUUUUUGCAAUAAUUGUAUUUCAGGAGAAAUAGAACCACUCCAUUUGUCUUAUAUUAUGUGCGGUCAUAAAUUUUGUUAUGAUUGUAUUUUAAGAAGAUCACUUAGUGACCAAACCUGCCCACUUUGUGAACAACCUUUUGAUCAAAUCCAUGUGGCGAUUAAAUUAAUACUUUAA